UGCAACUACUAUAUAAAAUAUAUUAUUUACUGUUGACACUAUAAUUAGAGAAUGUUAUUAUAGAGAAAAUACAUCAACAAAUAUUAAAUACAAAUCAUUAAUUCAUCAAAACAUCCUGUAUAUAUUUAAACACAGAUGCGCAACAUCUCCUUCAACACACACCUUCUAUUUCCACGUCCUAUCUAUAUUACUCUUUCCCUUGAAAACAUCAAACUUUAACCCCCAAAAAUCAAUAAAGGAGAAAGAGAAGAAGAGAGAAAGAAAAAAACCCAGAAGCAAUGUCUUAUUCUUCCCUUAAAUUGCCAAUCUUUCUCCUUCUCUCAUCUCUUCUCCAUGCCGCUUUAGGGGAAGAAAUUGUUUGCGAGAAUCUGCCCACGAAUAUGUGCGCGUUCUCAAUAUCGGCUUCCGGGAAAAGAUGUUUAUUGGAGACAGCUAACGUCGCCGGAAAAUACACUUGCCGGACUUCCGCGGUGGAGGUGGAAGGGAUUGUAAACCACGUGGAGAGCGAUGAGUGUGUAGCCGCUUGUGGAGUUGAUCGGAAAACCGUAGGGAUCUCGUCGGACGCAAUGAUGGAGGCAGGAUUCGCCGCUAAGCUUUGCUCGCCGGCUUGCUUGGACUAUUGCCCUAACAUUCUUGAUCUCUAUUUCAAUCUCGCCGCCGGUGAAGGUGCAUUUUUACCCGAUCUGUGCGAUGCUCAACGGAUAAAUCCCCACCGUUCGAUGUUGGAAAACCUCAGCUCCGGCGCCGCUCCUGGCCCUGUCUCAGAGACCAGUCCAGGCCCCGUCUCCGAAGACUUACCUGCUCUAGCUCCGGCUCCUAUGUAAAAUUAAUAUUAUUAAUUUCACGCGUGUGCCAUGCAUGAUUUAUAUUUAAUAUUUCGAUUGAUAAUCCGUAUACAAUGGAUCGUAUCUUACAUUUAUAUGAUUUGGUGCUAGAUCAUCAAUUGAAUCAUAUAAAAGGAGAGGAUACAGAGUGAGUUUGAUUUUUGGUCCUGUUUCUUAAUAUUCCCCUAUAUAAUAACAACUUUGUAAUACCACUGUUUUGUUUUCUUGUUCGAUAAAUAACUAUGCCAUGUGCAGUCGCAAAGAAACCGACUAUAUUAUCUGUUUUGAUAAAUAUGAUUUGACUAUAGAUCUUCUUAUAUAUGUCUCUGGUUCAAUUUCUCAUGAAUCUUAUCG
Thlaspi arvense is the source of this 1178-nucleotide messenger RNA. NCBI's taxonomy places the organism in Eukaryota, Viridiplantae, Streptophyta, Magnoliopsida, Brassicales, Brassicaceae. The record is from the annotation of a GenBank genome assembly.